This is a messenger RNA of Cooperia oncophora, 339 nucleotides long. The record is from the annotation of a GenBank genome assembly. Lineage: Eukaryota; Metazoa; Nematoda; Chromadorea; Rhabditida; Trichostrongylidae.
AUGACCGAAUUUCGGAGGUUGGCAUGCUGCUCACCGCGAAUGCCAUGGAAUCGAACUCGAAGUUUCUCACUGAACAGAUCCUACGGUAACACGCGAUCGGUGAUAAGAGAUGAGGACUUGUUAGAGGCGCCCGAAUCACCACUCAAUAGCGAGCCGCUUCUGAUCAAGGAGCGCCUUAGCCCGUUACCCGAAAUAUCGCCGUCAAACUCGUGGCAACGGAAAAAACUUUCCUUCCAAACAUUUAGCAAUGGAAUACAGGAGCGAAAGAAGAGCGACGAGAAUCAUAUCCGGCUUGAAAUGGACUCCAUAAGCACCGCCUCGAAAGUUUCGGAUCUCUAG